Messenger RNA from Indicator indicator, 2393 nucleotides. It is a transcript of the gene TES, whose product is annotated as testin LIM domain protein. The transcript has 6 exons. The coding region runs from base 1 to 1242 and encodes 413 amino acids. The record is from RefSeq and is a predicted model, not a curated record. Gene Ontology annotation, molecular function: zinc ion binding. NCBI's taxonomy places the organism in Eukaryota, Metazoa, Chordata, Aves, Piciformes, Indicatoridae.
AUGGGCUUGGGCCAUGAGCAAGGUUUUGGUGCACCCUGCUUGAAAUGCAAGGAUAAGUGUGAAGGAUUUGAGCUUCAUUUCUGGAGAAAAAUAUGCCGUAACUGCAAAUGUGGCCAGGAAGAGCAUGAUAUCCUCACAAGCAACGAGGAAGAUCGGAAAGUGGGGAAGCUCUUUGAGGAUACAAAAUACACAACCCUUAUUGCAAAGCUGAAGAAUGAUGGCAUUCCCAUGUAUAAGCGCAAUGUAAUGAUACUGACUAAUCCAGUGCCGGCCAAGAAGAACAUAUCCAUCAAUACUGUGACUUUCGAGUGGGCUCCUCCUGUUCAGAAUCAGACACUUGCUAGACAGUAUAUGCAGAUGCUACCAAAGGAGAAGCAGCCUGUUGCUGGCUCAGAAGGCGCGCAGUACAGGAAAAAGCAGUUGGCUAAGCAGCUGCCUGCUCAUGAUCAGGAUCCUUCAAAAUGCCACGAGCUCUCCCCCAGCGAAGUUAAGCAGAUGGAACAAUUUGUGAAGAAGUACAAAAACGAGGCGCUUGGUGUAGGAGAUGUCAAGCUCCCUGCUGAGGUGGAAACGAGAGCUCCUGACAAGAAUAACUUGGACAAUGGUGAUAGAGGUACCUCAGCUGCUGUAGGAGUGAUGGAAGACAAGUCCUCAGAUCAGAAGGCAUCUCAGUAUUCCUGCUAUCGCUGCAAACUGAACAUGAAAGAAGGUGACCCAGCUGUCUAUGCAGAACGUGCUGGAUAUGAUAAACUCUGGCACCCAGCAUGUUUUGUCUGUUGCACCUGCAGUGAACUUCUAGUAGACAUGAUCUAUUUCUGGAAGAAUGGCAAUCUGUAUUGUGGAAGACAUUAUUGUGAUAGCGAAAAACCCCGCUGUGCUGGAUGUGAUGAGCUGAUAUUCAGCAACGAAUAUACUCAAGCAGAAGGUCAAAACUGGCAUCUGAAACACUUCUGCUGUUUUGACUGUGAUUGUGUUUUGGCUGGAGAAAUCUAUGUAAUGGUGAAUGACAAGCCAGUCUGCAAACCCUGCUAUGUGAAGAACCAUGCUGCGAUCUGCCAAGGCUGUCAUAAUGCCAUAGAUCCAGAAGUUCAGCGUGUGACAUACAACAAUUUCAACUGGCAUGCUACACAGGAAUGCUUCAUAUGUUCCUGUUGCAGCAAGUGUCUAAUUGGCCAGAAGUUCAUGCCAGUGGAAGGGAUGGUCUUUUGCUCUGUUGAAUGUAAGAAAAAGAUCAUGUCGUAAGAGAAGACAUGCACAGAACCAAGCAAUGCUUCAUUCCAAAGGCAUUUAAGAUUGUUGAAAGUAUUAAUGAGCAUUUUUCCAAAGCUGUUUUAAUGACUAAGACUUGCUAUAUAAUCUUCAUUUCUUAGUUGUAAUAAUUCUUUCUUUUCUGGAAUAUUGUUCCUGAGUCUUAUGUCAAGUGUCUUCAUGUCCCAGAAAUGUAAGAAAAAAUGUGUUGUGAGCUAUGUACACUUUAAGGGAGCAUGUCACUCUGAAGGAUCUUUUUGCUUUAUCUUGACUAAUGGAAAAAGACUUUGUGAAAAUGCUCCCAUUUUUCUUGGUCUGUAUGAUAAAUGUAACUUUUCCACUUCCAGUUUCACUAAAUUAUUUUUAGUUUCCCUGCUUUCAUCAAGCACUUUAGACAAAAUGAUCAGCUUUAUUGCCACAUGUGGUUUUGUCUGCUAGACCUCAAGCACACAGGGAGAAUGGAUCUUUAAAAAAAAAAAAAUUGCCUCAUUUGCAUGUUGUGGACACAGGUCUUUGAGGGAUAGUGACUGCUCUCAUAUCUAGUCCUUCAGGUAAUUCCACCAGUAGAAAACUGUGGUGGAUUAUGAUUUGUAGAACUGUUUGUGCCUGGAAAAGUUUUGAUUUUUAUGAAUGUCAAAUUUACUUUCUAGAUUUUUGGGAGGAAGGGGUCAUAUAAGAGAAGGUCUUGCUGAGAUUAAAAAAAAAAUAAAAUCCACCAAUGUUAGAGCAUGUCACUUACCAGGACUGGUUUCUGUGUUUCUUGGUUAUUUGAGGUUUUUUAUGACUGUUUGCCUUCUGUCAGAGGAACAAAACACCACAUGCAUUUCCAAGAAUGUAAUUCUGUAAAAGGAACUUGUUUAGGCUUUUGAUUUACAAGUUCUUAACCAAAGCACAAAGACUUCCAGUAUUUGAGUCUAAUAAAUAUCACAGCUGUGUAUUAGCUUUGCAUACUAGAUAAACCAAAUGUGUAGUUCUUUCUUCUUAAGACUUACAGAUCUACAAUGAAACUUGGUAGCUAUCUUUGUGCAAAACAAUGAAUGGAAGGUUUUCUGGCCUAAAAAAAAUUUACAAAAAAUAAAUCUAUGCAAGUCUUAUGUUCAACUCUUAAGUUUUAUGGUAGCUAUAUUGUAACAUCUAUAAAUAAA